Aplysia californica (California sea hare) is the source of this 2072-nucleotide messenger RNA. RefSeq names its product myosin heavy chain. NCBI's taxonomy places the organism in Eukaryota, Metazoa, Mollusca, Gastropoda, Aplysiida, Aplysiidae. The record is from RefSeq and is a predicted model, not a curated record.
CAUCGGGGCAUGGAGGAGAAGAUGGACGCUGCCACCAGCCGGCUAGAGAUGUUGGAGGCUGAGCUGAGACUGAGGGAGAGAGAGAUGGAGGAAGCAGAAGCACAGAAGGAGAAUAUGGAGAAAGACAUUCACAGUCUCAAGCAGAGCGUGAAAGAGAGCAAGGCAGAGCUCAAGUCUCUACAGGACAACAUCAGAGAGGCCGAGGAACAGAUGAGGGGCUUGGAGCAGGACGUUCGCUCCACCCACCACCUGCGUGACGAGGCCAAGCUAGAAGUGGAGCGACUGGCCGAGCAGAUCCGCCAAAGCUCCGCCUCCUGUGAGGAGAGCUCGCGCCAGGAGAAGGUCAAGUACCAGGAGUUGCAGGACCUGAUGAGGUCCCUCGUGGAGCGAGAGAAGGAACACCAGGAGGCCAGGAUACUGGUGGGCUCGGCCAACACAGACCUGGAGGCCGUGCGGGUGGAGCUGACGGACAAACAGGAGGAGCUGGAGACCAUGAGGAAGGAGUACACAUGCAGGAGAAGAUGAGCAAAGAGCGGGCAGAGCUGGAGAACACGCUCAGGGACAUGGAGGGCAAUCUGGAGCAAACCAAACAGGGAAGAACUAGGUCACCAAGUCCACUAACUCGGUCCGGCCGCAGCUACAUGGCUCAGAGAAGGUCAAGGUCGUCCGAGGGGUUGAGCAGUCCAGAAUUUUCAGAGCGAGAGUUUCUGUAGCAGCUGUCCCCCGUCAUGACGGUCAAGAUCAUCCUCCUCAUGAUUUGACGAACGCUUGACCUUCUGACGACCUUCCACAAACAGCUGGUCAUCCCACAGCCCGGACCAUCUUCCAUUUCUCAGACAUUCAGGGAUCAUCUCACUUAUCAUCGCGACAAGUUUUCAACAACCCAAAAUGAAACGCUAGUUGAGGAGAAUAAUAUUUAAGUUUAAAUGAAAAAAAUAAUAAAAUGCUUAUUAGGCGAGACUGAAAGUUUUGGUCAAAAUAUUCCUGAUCAAUUUUAGAGAAAUUUGGAAAAGAAGUAAAUAUUUCUGGAUAGGCCUACUGUUCUAUGAAAUUUGGAGCAGGUUUUCCCAGUUCUGGAAUGAGGAGGAUUGCUUUUCUUCAUCAAUGACAGCAAAAGGAAUAAAAAGACGGGCAACGUCAGUACUGCCUUUUUCUCUGUAUUUUUACAGCGAGAAAGUACUGUCCUCGAUUCACGCCUUGUUCGUGUUGUAAUGUCACAAACUUGUCGACAGCCGACUUAGAGAUACACAUGAGACUUCGCUUCAAUCCACCUCACUGCCAGAGCUUUCUCGUGGGGAAAAAGGUCAUUAUAAUCAUAAAUAGCCAUAAUUCCUCACUCAUGUUUCAUUUUUGGAGAUGUUGCAAAGAAUUGUAAAGGAAUAGAUCAAUAAUAUAUUUGAAUAAUUGUCCGAGUCUAUCCAAAAGUGCCCUAAAACUCUUAUUUUUUCUCAUAAGCAUCACACUUGCAAUACAUGGAGGAGAAUAUACAAGGCAGGCUGACAAAGUGAAAUAUUUCUUGAAUUUUUUCCUGAUGGAAAUAGAUACUUCAAAUUUAUAGGGUGAGUUUAGACAUUCGUCUUGUUAAGCUUGAAGGGAAUAGCAUUGGUUUAGAAUUGAUCAAUUAUGACCUUUGCGUUGAUUUUCAGCCGAUAUGUCCAUUCAUGGAUUGCGAGAAAUAACUCAUUUUGUCAGCACGCCUCAAAUAUUUCUGUUGAUAUCUUAGUUCCAUAAAUCGUAAACUCUGGUUGACCUUUCUGAUUUGUGAGAAAGUGUGUAGGACGACGACAUAUGGAGAUAUCUCUGUGGCUGAUGAAAAAAUCUUUUUCAUUUCUCGGGGGGGAGAAGAAUUUUUGCAACCGUCUUGAAAUUUGCUACGUUGUUAUAUUUAUAAUAAUGACCUUGAGAAUGAAAAGAAGAUGACCUUGCGUCAGGAAUGCAGGCAACUGGUCUUAUGUUCUGCUUUCAGACUCAAAAUGAAAUGUAAGUUAAUCACAAAGUUUAAAUGUACGAGGCAGUAAAUGUGAGGCAGUGUGGUUGAAUCAGGCUCACAUCAAAAUAAUCAAAGUGAAGAA